Messenger RNA from Elgaria multicarinata webbii, 2202 nucleotides. RefSeq names its product pyridine nucleotide-disulphide oxidoreductase domain 1 (gene PYROXD1). NCBI's taxonomy places the organism in Eukaryota, Metazoa, Chordata, Lepidosauria, Squamata, Anguidae. The transcript has 12 exons. Bases 53 to 1585 code for a protein of 510 amino acids. Gene Ontology annotation, molecular function: oxidoreductase activity; flavin adenine dinucleotide binding. The record is from RefSeq and is a predicted model, not a curated record.
CGUCGCUCAGCCAAGCCGGCGACAGAAGCCUCCGGGACGGAAGGAGUCGGUCAUGGCGGCCGACUCGGCUCCGCUCCUCGCCGCCGUUCACAGCCGGUUCAUUGUGGUGGGAGGCGGCAUCGCAGGAGUGACGUGCGCUGAGCUGCUGGCUGCAGAGUUUCCUUCUGACUAUAUUUUAUUAGUUACGGCGUCUCCUGUUAUAAAAGCAGUAGUGAACUUCAGGCAGGUUUCCAGAACUUUAGAAGAAUUUGAUGUCGAGGAACAAGCAAGCAGUGUCUUAGAAAAGCGCUACCCUAACAUUAAAGUUAUACAGUCUGGAGUAAAAUGGCUGAAAAGUGGAGAACAUAAAAUAAUCACAGAAGCUGGCGAGGAGCAUGCCUACGAAAAGCUUUGCCUCUGUGCUGGAGCAAAACCGAAACUGAUUACUGAAGGAAACCCAUUCGUGCUGGGAAUCCGAGACACAGACAGUGCUGCGGAAUUUCAGAAACGUCUAGGAAAAGCUAAAAGAAUAACCAUUGUAGGAAAUGGUGGCAUUGCACUGGAAUUGGUGUACGAAAUUGAAGGUUGUGAAGUGAUUUGGGCCAUCAAAGACAAAGCGAUUGGGAAUACUUUUUUCGACGCGGGAGCAGCUGAAUUCCUGAUUCCGAAGCUGAGCGCUGAGAAACCAGAGCCCCCGCUUGCUUGUAAAAGAACAAAAUAUACAACCUCAGGAGGAACUCCCGAAAGUGAGAUGGAAGAGGGAGCGGCAGCAAGCCCUGGGAAAAUAGGCAGUGCCUUAGGCCCUGAUUGGCACGAAGGGUUGCAUCUCAAGGGAGCAAAAAAGCUUUCCCAUAAAGUUCAUAUUGAAAACCUGUGUGAAAUAAAGAAGACAUACCUCCAGGAAGAAUUCCAGCAGUUACAAAAGAGGUCCCUGGCUUUCCCCAAAGCUCAGCAGGACAAGGGGGAUGCAGAAACAGAUGAAGAGCCGUGGCCUGUAUAUGUGGAAUUAACCAAUGGGAAGAUAUAUGGCUGUGACUUCAUUGUUAGUGCAACUGGAGUUGUCCCAAAUGUCCAGCCAUUCCUUGACGGUAAUAAUUUUGCUUUAGGUGAAGAUGGAGGUCUAAAGGUGGACAAAUGCAUGAACACGUCACUACCAGACAUCUACGCAGCCGGUGAUAUCUGCACUACAUCAUGGGAACCCAGUCCAGUUUGGCAGCAGAUGAGGCUUUGGACCCAGGCAAGGCAAAUGGGCUGGUAUGCUGCAAAAUGUAUGGCCGCUGACACUUUGGGGGAACCCGUAGACAUGGACUUCAGCUUUGAACUCUUCGCUCACGUUACAAAAUUUUUCAAUUACAAGGUGGUGCUGCUGGGAAAAUACAAUGCCCAAGGGUUGGGUUCAGACCAUGAACUGAUGUUGAGGUGCACCAAAGGGCUGGAGUACAUCAAAGUGGUGAUGCAGAAUGGACGAAUGCUGGGAGCAGUAUUGAUCGGAGAAACGGAUCUGGAAGAAACCUUUGAAAACUUGAUUCUAAAUCAAAUGGAUCUUUCACGCUACGGCGAACAUCUCUUGGAUCCAAAUAUUGACAUUGAGGAUUACUUUGACUGAAGUUAUGGAAAGAUCAGUGUCUGUGGCUUCUUAAAUGUUUGGGGUUUUCAGAAAAGGGUUCCCUAAUGCGCAGUAGAGACAGAAGGGUAUUCAACUGCAGUUAACCUAAAUGCAUGGUACGAGUGCUUUGAGGCGAUGCUGGUCUAUACUGUGUCCAAUUGGAAGCACAAUAAAGUUGGACACUGAACAUUGGUAGAGAAAGUGUAAAUAUUUUAUAACUCCGACUUUAAUUGGAAUUUACAAUGCCUCCAUUUACCUUCUCAGGUAGCUUACAAGCCAACUCCUGCUCUUGCACAAUCUCCAUUUCAGUGAGGCUUGUACAUAAAAUGAUAUCCAAGUGAAUUAAAUUCAUUUUAUUUAUUUAAAUCUACAUGUGUCCUAGUUCUCAUAGCAUUCAAGGCAGAAUACACCAAGAGAGAGUAUUUUGUUCAAAGUCAGUUAUUGUAAUCCAGCAAUGUUAAAACUACAUACGUGAUCCAGCCCAAGUUAAGUAUUCUGAAAUGCUUCAGAAGUGAAUGCUGAAAUCUCUCUCAUUGAAACGGAGAUCUGAACAUGCUUAACUUAGGUUAGAUCAUGCCUUAUUUAUCUGAAGUGACUUGCUUAAGAAAUACUCGCCU